Centropristis striata (black sea bass) is the source of this 3230-nucleotide messenger RNA. RefSeq names its product transferrin receptor 2 (gene tfr2). Gene Ontology annotation, cellular component: external side of plasma membrane. Gene Ontology annotation, biological process: endocytic iron import into cell. NCBI's taxonomy places the organism in Eukaryota, Metazoa, Chordata, Actinopteri, Perciformes, Serranidae. The coding region runs from base 361 to 2664 and encodes 767 amino acids. The transcript is spliced from 17 exons. The record is from RefSeq and is a predicted model, not a curated record.
CAGAGAGACACACAGACAGACAGAGAGACAGAUGGACAGACAGACAGACAGAGGGAUAGAGAGACAGACAGAUAGCGAGACAGACGGACAGAGAGACAAACAGAAAGACAAACGGACAGACAGACAGACAGAGGGACAGACAGAAGAAAACAGGUGAGGUGAAUCUCUGCUACUUGUCAUUGAUCAAUGACCCCUCAGAUUUAAUGUACCAUCUGAUAAACACUGUGUGUGUUCGCGUGCGUGCGUGCAUGUGUGUGUGCAUGAGUGUGUGAGUGUGUUUACUCUGCUGUUAAUAAAGUUAACAGAUCAAACAACAUGCUGACCUUCGACCCCGCGAGCAGCUAAUCACAGACGGACGCCAUGGACACCAUCAGGACUCUUCUGACUCCCUCAAGGGGCGGGGCCGAGGAGGAGGAGGGGGGAGGGGCUCUGAGGUUUGUGAUGUCAGAGGAGGAGGAGGCGGGGCCGAGUAGUGACAUCACAGCUCUGGUACAACGAUAUCGCCAUGGUUACCGGAAAGUUGUGGUGUUCAUGUGCGUGAGCAUCAUCAUCAUCUUCACUGCUGCGUUCCUAUUGGCCUACGCUGUGUUUGGUGGGCAGUGCCACUGCACCCAGUGGGGGGGGCAGGGGGAGGAGGAGGGGAGCGGGGCUAAAGGACCUGCAGCAGGAGGGGCGGAGCUUUACCUGGGAGAGUUGCGGGCGAUGAUGAGGAGGCUGCUGCAGGAUGAAGAUAUCGACAACACAGUCAGUCGAAUCAGCAGAGCGAAUCAUCCUCCAGGGUCCUCAGGGGGAACGUCUCUGGCCUCAGAGGUCCUCCGGCGCUUCAGAGCCCUGCAGAUGGAUCACACCUGGACUGAGCCUCUGUACGCCACGCUGCAGUUCCCCCACAGGUCUCAGAGGAGCUCUCUGUGGCUGGUGGACUCUGCAGGACUGACCUCAGAACAGAUUCCCCUGAACCCGUCUGACUUCUGUCCCUACAGCGCCACAGGAAGUACCACGGGCGGAGUUGUCUACGCCAACUACGGCCGUCCAGAGGAUUUUAACUGGCUGAAGAGCGCGGGCGUGUCCGUGAUUGGUUGUGUGGUGGUGAUGCGUGUCGGGGGCGGAGUCAAUUUUGCUGAGAAGGUCAUGUUGGCUGAAAAGGGCGGGGCGGGGGGAGCUUUGAUCUACCCAGAUCCCGCCGACCUGCCACAGGACCCCCGACGCCUUGGACUGAACACACACACCGCCGUGUCUGAACAUGUCCACAUGGGGUCAGGUGACCCCUUCACCCCCGGCUUCCCCUCCGUCAAUCACACUCAGUUCCCUCCUGUCCAGUCCUCCGGCCUGCCACUUAUCCCCGCCCUGCCAAUCAGUGCCACUGUAGCUGCCAAGCUGCUCAGCCAGCUGUCAGGUUUGUCCUGCCCUCCAACAUGGCGGGGUCGGCUGCCGUAUGUGCGCUGUGUGAUCGGUCCAGAGUUCAGCUCAGGACAAAGAGUCAAGAUGUCAGUUCACAACGUCAUGACACCAGUCCUGCUCAACAACAUCUUCUCCUCUCUGGAGGGCCGAGAUGACCCAGAUCAGUACAUCAUUCUGGGAGCUCAGAGGGACUCUCUGGGUCCAGGAGCAGUGAAGUCUGGAGUCGGAACAGCGAUCCUCCUGGAGCUGGCACGAACUUUCUCUGCAAUGGUCAAGAAUGGUUUCAGUCCCAGGCGCAGUUUGCUGUUUGUAAGCUGGGACGCCGGAGAUUUUGGGAACGUUGGAGCUACUGAAUGGCUGGAGGGUUACCUGUCCAUGCUGCACCUGAAGGCCGUGGCCUACUUCAGUCUGGACCAGGCGGUCAUGGGUGAUGAUGUCCUGUCUGCCUUCACCAGUCCUCUUCUGGUCGACCUGCUGGAAGCUGCCAUCAGACAGGUGGAGCAUCCCAAACAUGUGGGUCAGACCAUCUACAGCCAGGCUGAGAGGGAGGGAGGCAGCUGGAGGAUUAUGAAGCCGCUCUACCUGAACAGCGGAGCGUACAGUUUCACGGCGUUUGCAGGAGUUCCAGCUGUGGAGCUCAGAUUCAGCGAGGAGCGAGCAUACCCGUUCGUCAACACGCCACUGGACACCCCCUCCCGCCUGCAGGAGGUGCUGGGUGGCCGUCUCGGUGUGGUGGGGCGGAGCCUCGGGGAGCUGGUGGGGGAGAUGGUGCUGCGGUUGGCCCACGACCACAUCGUGCCGCUCCGAAUCACGUCCUACGCUCAGACGGUGCUGCACUUCAGUGCUCAGCUCAACAAACAUGCCACGGAGCUGCAGUCCAGAGGUCUGUCUCCUCAGUGGCUGUUCAGUGCUAGGGGAGAUUAUAGUCGAGCAGCUGAGACUCUUCAGAGAGCGAUCGACUACAGCGACCUGCACGACCCGAGCACUGCCCGCUGCUACAGCACCCGCAUCAUGAAGGUGGAGUACUGCUUCCUGUCCCAGUAUGUGUCAGUGGUGGAGACGCCGUUCCGUCAUGUGAUCCAUGGCCGUGGCGACCACACUCUGAGUGCACUUAGUGAGCACCUGACCCUGCUGACCUCUGACCCCCAACGCUUUGACGAGCAGCGAUUUAGACGGCAGCUCGCCUUCUUCACCUGGACGCUGCAGGGAGCCGCCAACAGCCUGAGAGGAGAUGUGUGGAGCAUACACACCUCUCACACACACUGAUACACACACAUACACACACACAUUGAGACACACACACACUGAGACAAACACACACACACUGACACACACCUCACACACUGACACACACACACACACACACACACACAGACACAGACAUUCAUUUAUCAAUGAGCGGACGACAGAAAGUAAGCGGAAAGUGGGCAUACGAUCAUUUCUAAAAGGCUCGGCUUUUAUCAAUGUGGACGUGAGCGGAGGGUACAGUCAGAUCUCAGUCUGCUCUCAGCUCGUGUAUGCAAAUUUCAGUCAGCGUGAAGUCCACACGUCUGAGUCUGAGAAUUGAUCUUAGACUAUUGUAUUGAUGCCUGGAGCUGAUAAAACUCUGCCGUGUUUUGUUUUUUAAUGGUGACAAACCAAAACAUGUUUAGACUACAUAAUUUAUCAUUAAAAUAUCAUUUAAAAUAAAUACACCCUGUGACCGUGAAAGUCUUUAAUCAGAAUACUAGCCGAGGCUAUUAAAUGUUGUUGUCUUCCGUUAUUUACUGUUAUUAUUAUUAUCCUGCUGCACUGUAAACCCAGAUUUUGUUUCUAAUUAAACUUCCGAGUGA